UGUCCGUAUCCUCACCUGCAUGAAUUGAACACCUAGUUUCGCAACCUAGACUGCGCUUCUUUCUCACUUCCUAAGCUGUGUAGCUUCAUGGUGUUUGUGCCGUGCCUGUGGAGUGCUAUGCUUGCGACCCAUCCCACUUUCAUCGAGUUCCUAAAGUUCUUCAUAUCGUAGGUCACGUCAUCUUCUGAUUCGCCAUAGCCCAGUGUCCAAAUAGGCCUCAUCGCUUCCCGACAACCGCCCGUGUUUAUGGCCUGUGCCCCAGCGUGGUGUGAUCGAAUUUUUCUUGCUUCACAUCUUAAGCUCGCCUUAGUUGCCUCGUGGAUAGGGUGAUUGGUCGAGUUUCUAUAGAAAGAAUGCAUUGAUUCGCUUUCAUUUGAGGAUUGUCGAUCACUUCCUUCUAGUGUCGGGACGCUUAAGCCGCUCUGAAGCUGUGGAAUAGAUUUUACAUAUACUUCACCUUAGCAUUCCUCACCCAAUUAAGAGAAACUCGUACACAACGUGGUUUAAAACUGCAUCAUCAAUACCUCCGAAGAGUGGUUUACGACCGCACAAACCCAAUCUCUUGUAGCGUCUUCGUCACGAACAUCAAAAAUCUUUGGUAGCGGACAUUUUUUGUCAUUUACUUCUUCGUUCGAUCUUUGCUCUUCACCGUUGUCGUUCUUGUGUCUCUGACUUCACUAUCCGGAUCUAGACACAAUGAUGUCGGGGAAGAAAAUUGGAAAACUAGUGCAGAAGUACAUGCGAGUAGAGUCGUUUCGGGAUUCAGACAAUCUGGACAGGAGUUCGCCCCGAAGCUUGAAGCGUUGGUCAGGGAGGGCGUCAUCUUUCUCAUCAAGUACGUCAAAUCGUGGAUCUGGCCGAUCACUGGAGCGUGGGAAUGGUCCCCAGAGUGACUGCUGGGACGAAGACGCGCCGGAAGACGUUCCAUCGGGCAGUUUAGCUGUCUACGUUGGCCCGAAGAGGCGCAGGUUCGUUAUCCAGACGAGUUUCUUGUACACACGCGUGUUCCGCGAAUUGUUGAGGAGAAGUGAAGAGGAAUACGGGUUUGAAACUGAGGGGGGUUUGCGAAUUGCAUGCGAAGCUGGUAACUUCGAGAAGCUGUUGUGGCAGCUUGAGACCUCGGGAAAUUCUGAUGAAAGCUUCUGAUAGCCACACUCUCCGAUGGUGCAUAAGACCAAACGGCAACAGAUCAGCCUGUCUGAUAUACCGUAGGAUUCUGAUACGAUUAAAGAGUGUUGAUGAGUAGUAUUUAGUCCUUCAGAAAUGUGAUCGAGCAUGGGUCUUGAGCCGGCCGACACUGUUAACAAUCAGCCGGACUGAAAGCAAUCACUUCUUUACAGUAAAUCUGGUGGCAUCACUUUCCGAGCCAUCCGCUGCCUUCGCAGUCUCUACAACAAACGAAAUGGAUUAAGAGCACUGCUUGAUUACGAUACUUUCUUUCUCGCUCUUUAUGAUCUAGGGUUAAGCGCUCGACAUGCACAUCUGUAUCAUUCGACGACCUUGACUGGUUCAUUUCGUGAAUGGACCUCAGUCCCAAUCCUAAACACCUUCGUGGCCUCCCAUGACUGCUUCGUAGUGGGUCAUACUUGGACAUGUCGAAUGUGAAUCCUGCAGGCGUGAGCAAUCACAGCUUGAACCAACAAACAGUUCCACUGUUUGAAGUUCAAUGGCAGUCAGAACGUGCGCUACCAGUAGUUACCACUUUAAAUGCAUACGGAAUCGUCCUUUCCGACUAUUGAAACACACCGAACUUGGUGAAGCUAUCUUAAUCCGAACGUACAGGAACACGAGCACCACGACGCUCCAAUUUACAAAGGGACUGAAGCUGAGACGCCCUUCCAGGAGCCUGUAGACGCCGAAUUGAUACCGUCUGGGAGCGCCUUACAAGGACCACUCUGACAAAUGAUUCCUGGCUACCAGGCUACAUUAGUUUUGGACAACGGGAGGUUCUAAUGUCGACAUGCCAAGUAAACUACGAUCAUGCCAGUGCCAUCGCCAGCGCUGGAACCACAGUCACCACACAGCAGUAAUGGAGAUCGUAUCCGUCCGAUGAUAAGUUCUACGGCCCAGCGUCUCCCCACCUCUCCCAUAUGCAACGCUCAGGUUGUGUAGACAUGGCUACUUGCCGCUGCAAAACAGCCUCCGGGGCAGGAACGGUGCAACUAUCGCACAGUAAUCUGCACUGCAGCAUCCAACCACAUCAUGCUUCUGGAUUCGCUGUUUUUUUCAAAAAAAAAAAAAAAAA
This is a messenger RNA of Physcomitrium patens, 2245 nucleotides long. Its product is annotated as protein SMALL AUXIN UP-REGULATED RNA 51. The record is from RefSeq and is a predicted model, not a curated record. NCBI's taxonomy places the organism in Eukaryota, Viridiplantae, Streptophyta, Bryopsida, Funariales, Funariaceae. Gene Ontology annotation, biological process: response to auxin.